AUGAACAGAGGGUCGUCCUGCACAGAAAAUGGAGAAAACCCUAUAUAUUUAUUCUCACGCUUUCUUCUCCGACAUCAAAGUUAUUUUCCAUUGAAAGCGAAAAUGUCUUCACGUUUUGUCUUUCUUCUCCUCCUUGUAGUCAUCUCUGCAACGCAUUCAAAUGCAUACCCUUUAUCAACGCAGAACAGAUGGAUCAUAGAUGAAGCAACAGGACAACGUGUGAAGUUGGUGUGUGCCAAUUGGGCUGGCCACCUUCAACCAAUGAUGCCUGAGGGUCUUGACAAAAGACCAUUGAAGGAAAUUGUUGGUGAGCUUGUGAAGCGCAACUUCAACUGCGUGCGUCUCACCUAUGCAAUCUACAUGUGGACACGCUUUUCUCAUGAGAAUGUGAGUGCCAACUUAGCCUCUUUGGAUGUACCAGAAGUGGUUGAAGGGAUUGCCAAGAACAACCCUUCUGUGUUGUCCAUGACACACAUUCAGACCUUUCAUGCUGUUGUUCAAGAACUUGGAGCUCAGAAUGUGAAAGUGUUGCUUGAUAACCAUGUCAGUGAGCCAAUGUGGUGCUGCAAUGAUGAUGAUGAGAAUGGCUUCUUCCAUGACAGACAUUUCAAUCCUCAGGAAUGGGUGCUUGGCCUUACUAUGGCUGCUGAACACUUCAAUGGAAACCCUGCUGUACGUAUUUUUCCUUUUUUCCUUUUUGGCUCAAUUAUAUAUAUGAACUUUGAUCAUAUAACCUGUUCAGAUUUCUUUGGUUUUAACUCCUGUCAACAAGAAGUAGAAAUUUUAGUCUUUACGCAGAAAGUUUCUGUACCUGUUGCCAAAAUCAUCUACGUUGUGGCAAUGAGUUUGAGGAAUGAGCUGCAUGGCCCUCGCCAAAAUUUGAAGGAUUGGUACAGGUACAUGAGCCAAGGAGCAGUAGCUAUUCACAAUGCAAAUCCAAAUGUGCUAGUGCUUAUCUCAGGUUUGAACUAUGACACUGAGUUGCAGUUUUUAAGGAAAAAACCAUUGAAGAUAGACUUGGGUAAGAAAAUGGUGUUUGAGACACAUUUGUACUCAUGGUCUGGAAUUGGAACCCUCAAAUUGAAAGAGAUAUGGACAAAGCAACCAUUGAAUAGGAUAUGUGCCAACAACGUUAAAGCCAUAGACUACAGAGCUGGAUUCCUUACCACUGGCGAGAAUGCAGCUCCUUUGAUUUUUACAGAGUUUGGAUUCAAUGAGGCAGGUUCUUCAGAAGAAGACAACAGGUUCUUGACAUGCCUUCAAACCUAUCUUCUUGGAAAGGAUAUGGACUGGGGAUUUUGGGCUUUCCAAGGUAGCUACUAUUUGAAGAAAGACCAGGUCCAAGUUGAGGAGUCAUUUGGUGUAAUGGAUGCAACAUGGCGUAACCUUAGAUAUCCCAAUUUCACCGACAAGUUCCAGCUUUUGCAAAGAAAGAAUAUUGAACCUAACUCCAUGGCCCCCAUUGUAAAUAUCUUGUACCACCCACUAUCUGGUCAAUGUGCUCAAGUGAAUGAGAGGAAUGAAGUUGAACUUGGAAGCUGUGAGAGCAAACACAGAUGGGUUCGUGGAGAAGAUGAGACUAAAAUGCUUUUACAUGGCUCUGAGAAGUGUUUAACAGCAACUGGUGAAGGGCUUCCAGUUGUAGUUUCUGAUUGUGAAAGGAAGAACAGUUCAUGGAAAUCUGAAUCUCUUUCUAAACUUCACUUGGCAAUGAAUGAACAGGAGGAACAACUUUGCUUGCAGAAGGAUUCUAACUCAUCCACCAUUGUGACUGCAAAGUGUAUCUGCAUAAAAGAUGAUUCUGAAUGUCUUGAUGAUCCUCAAAGCCAGUGGUUCCAGCUUGUUAAAACCAAUGUGUAG
Vigna angularis (adzuki bean) is the source of this 1860-nucleotide messenger RNA. Its product is annotated as glycosyl hydrolase 5 family protein. The transcript has 4 exons. The coding region runs from base 1 to 1860 and encodes 619 amino acids. The record is from RefSeq and is a predicted model, not a curated record. NCBI's taxonomy places the organism in Eukaryota, Viridiplantae, Streptophyta, Magnoliopsida, Fabales, Fabaceae. Gene Ontology annotation, molecular function: hydrolase activity, hydrolyzing O-glycosyl compounds.